This is a messenger RNA of Branchiostoma floridae (Florida lancelet), 742 nucleotides long. Its product is annotated as histidine triad nucleotide-binding protein 3-like. The transcript is spliced from 5 exons. The coding region runs from base 219 to 641 and encodes 140 amino acids. The record is from RefSeq and is a predicted model, not a curated record. Gene Ontology annotation, molecular function: catalytic activity. Lineage: Eukaryota; Metazoa; Chordata; Leptocardii; Amphioxiformes; Branchiostomatidae.
CCUCUCCCCCAAAAAUAUAAUUGCACAUCCUUAAACUCAUACCAAACCUUCUGCCUGGGACUACACACUAUGAAAUCAGUGCGGCCUCACAUUCUAUAAUAACCUCCUCGUCCGAAAGGUAAUGAACUGCAGCAGGGCCGAGGGAAUGAUCAUGAAUAUAUUCGUCAUCGCUCUACAUUACGGAGUCUAACGGUAGCCGCUCCGUACGUUCUUGCGUCAUGGCGGGGUGCAUAUUUUGCAACAUCGCCCGUGGAGAGGAACCGAUGACAACUAUCCUGUAUGAGGAUGAGAAAUUUGUGUCCUUCCGCGACCAGCGGCCUGGCGCUCCCCAUCACUAUCUGGUCGUCCCCAAGAUGCACGUUGGAAACCCUUCAACACUGACCAAUAAAGACAUUCCAUUAGUUGAGUCCCUGGCUGAGGUUGGGAACAAGGUUCUACAGGAGCAGGGAGGGAACAUGGAGGACAAAAGACUGGGCUUCCACUGGCCUCCAUUCAACACUGUUGACCACCUGUGUCUGCAUGUCCUGUCCCCGACCAGCCAGAUGAGCCUCCUGUCCAGUACUAUAUACAGUACCACCUUCUGGUUUAUGACGGUAGAGAAGCUACUGGAGAAACUCGAGGCCAUGCCCGCAGAUCAGUAGGCCCCGCCAUCUUCAUCAGUAUUACAGGGACAAGAUGAAUCUAGGAUCUAGGCAAAGGAGUGUCCAUAGUAUAAACAGAGCAUUCUACAUGUAGCGCCUUA